CAGACAGCAGAAAUUCUCUUUGUGCGACCAUGCUGCCCUCUGCUGGUGAACAGUUGCCAUUAUAACAUUUGGCUGUACUAAUCCUGCCUCCGUGUGUGUUUGUGUGUGCACACGCCAGUGUGGGAAUACGCAUUGCCUGUGCUGCGAACCAUAAUGUCAGCACUCGGUGGUUAAUUAAUACAAACAUGAGAGACCUGAAGACACUUGCUAACAACACAUCUGUGCAAAUUGAAUACCUGACAGCCCAGUACACCACAGUAAAGAACAAAGUCCUGUCAGAUCUCAACAACACUGGACCUUUGCUGGGCGGUAGGAUCCACAGUCAGCUGGCGAAAGAGGUGGUUCUCUCACUGGGCACUGCCCUGCGAGUGACAGGAGUUCUCCAUGCCAUCCUCAUCAUGGUUCAGGCCACAACUCUCAACGUAGCCUUCAACUCCCACAACAAGUCCCUGCUCACCAUCAUGAUGUCACACACUAUGAGUUUGAUUCAUACAGACAUAAGUCGCUUAUUUAGCAGCUUGAGUUUGGUCAUGAUAGACUUUGGUUUUUUGCAGUUUGUGGAGAUCAAAGGAAGCAUGUUCAAGAAAUUUGAAAAGAACAACCUUUUCCAGAUGUCAAACAGUGACCACUUGUGGGUGCUGUUUCCUGACGUAAUCAUGGUGAUAGCCUCAGAGGUUGCCGUGGACGUUGUCAAGCACGCGUUUAUCACCAAAUUCAAUGACAUCAGCGCUGAUGGACGGGACUUUGACCUGUCACCUUAUGCAAUUAUGAUGAUCACACUAAAGGUGCUCAACAGCAUCAUUCUGCUUGGGACGUCUUGUGUGUUCGUCAGAAAGGCCAACAUGGAAGAAAAGCUUUUUGAUCCUCCACCCUCUGCAGUGUCCAGCUGC
Messenger RNA from Monopterus albus (swamp eel), 890 nucleotides. Its product is annotated as transmembrane anterior posterior transformation protein 1 homolog. The annotation marks the transcript as partial. The transcript has 7 exons. NCBI's taxonomy places the organism in Eukaryota, Metazoa, Chordata, Actinopteri, Synbranchiformes, Synbranchidae. Gene Ontology annotation, cellular component: ciliary basal body; endoplasmic reticulum membrane. Gene Ontology annotation, biological process: positive regulation of cilium assembly. The record is from RefSeq and is a predicted model, not a curated record.